UCUUAUGGCACCGGAAUCCUUCACCGGAGAUGAGAAGCCCACUUAUUUCCACUUCUACAUGCACGACGACUACGGCGGCUCGAACCCGAGCUCCGCCAAAGUCGUGUCGGGGCCUCCGGCGAUGGCGGGCGCGGGGCCGCGGUUCUUCGGCGACAUCGUGGUGCUGAACAACGCACUGACGGAGGGGCCGGAGGCGACGUCGCGGGCGGUGGGGAGGGCGCAGGGGUUCGCGGCGCGAGUGUCCAGGGACGGGACGGUGUCGGAGCUGGUGAUGACGGUGGUGUUCGAGGAGGAGGGUCCGCACAAGGGCAGCACCAUCACGGUGCUCGGCCUAGUGGAUCUCAGCCUGCCGGUGAGGGAGCUCCCUAUCGUCGGCGGCACGGGGGUGUUCCGUCUGGUGCGGGGGCAUGCCUUCACCAAGAGUCACGACUACAACCUCGACACCGGAGGGGCGGUGGAGAUGGAGUUCCACCUCAUACACAAUUAAUAAUUAUCAGAUAAAACUACCGUGAAGGGGCCAUCAUACCCAAUCACGUGAUUUAAUAAUAAGAUCCUGCGUGCUGUAAUCUAAUCUCAGUCAACGACUAUGAGUUGACCAAAAAUCAAGCCCACUGGAGCUCACAGUGACGGUGGUUGGCGGUCAAAUAUUAUGUGAUUUAUAUUACGUGAGUGUGAGUGUGAGUGUUUGAGUGUGAGUGUGAGUUUACUUUCAGUAUGAAUUGUUAUUUUAUUAUGUGAUUGUGUGUUUAUUUUUA
Molecule: messenger RNA, 755 nt
Organism: Zingiber officinale
Lineage: Eukaryota; Viridiplantae; Streptophyta; Magnoliopsida; Zingiberales; Zingiberaceae
Product: dirigent protein 23-like
Exons: 1
Coding region: 5-487 (160 amino acids)
Source: RefSeq, a predicted model, not a curated record